Messenger RNA from Nyctereutes procyonoides (raccoon dog), 2890 nucleotides. It is a transcript of the gene CDC73, whose product is annotated as cell division cycle 73. NCBI's taxonomy places the organism in Eukaryota, Metazoa, Chordata, Mammalia, Carnivora, Canidae. Gene Ontology annotation, cellular component: Cdc73/Paf1 complex. The transcript is spliced from 17 exons. The coding region runs from base 51 to 1646 and encodes 531 amino acids. The record is from RefSeq and is a predicted model, not a curated record. Gene Ontology annotation, molecular function: RNA polymerase II complex binding. Gene Ontology annotation, biological process: transcription elongation by RNA polymerase II; positive regulation of transcription elongation by RNA polymerase II.
GCGGCGGCGGCGGCUUCGCCCGGGGCCGGCGGCGGCGAGGGGGGGGGAAGAUGGCGGACGUGCUCAGCGUCCUGCGACAGUACAACAUCCAGAAGAAGGAGAUUGUGGUCAAGGGAGACGAAGUGAUCUUCGGCGAGUUCUCGUGGCCCAAGAACGUGAAGACCAACUAUGUAGUUUGGGGGACUGGAAAAGAAGGCCAACCCAGAGAGUACUACACAUUGGAUUCUAUCUUGUUUCUACUUAAUAAUGUGCACCUUUCUCAUCCUGUUUAUGUCCGACGUGCAGCCACUGAAAAUAUUCCUGUGGUUAGAAGACCUGACCGAAAAGAUCUACUUGGAUAUCUCAAUGGUGAAGCAUCAACAUCAGCAAGCAUAGAUAGAAGUGCCCCUCUAGAAAUAGGUCUUCAGCGAUCUACCCAAGUGAAACGAGCUGCAGAUGAAGUUUUAGCAGAAGCAAAGAAACCACGCAUUGAGGAUGAAGAGUGUGUGCGCCUUGAUAAAGAGAGAUUGGCUGCUCGUUUGGAGGGUCACAAAGAAGGGAUUGUACAGACUGAACAGAUUAGGUCUUUGUCUGAAGCUAUGUCAGUGGAAAAAAUUGCUGCAAUCAAAGCCAAAAUUAUGGCUAAGAAAAGAUCCACUAUCAAGACUGACUUAGAUGAUGAUAUAACUGCCCUUAAACAGAGAAGUUUUGUGGAUGCUGAGGUAGAUGUGACACGGGAUAUUGUCAGCAGAGAGAGAGUGUGGAGGACACGAACAACUAUCUUACAGAGCACAGGAAAGAAUUUUUCCAAGAAUAUUUUUGCAAUUCUUCAGUCUGUAAAAGCUAGAGAAGAAGGGCGUGCACCUGAACAGCGACCAGCACCAAAUGCAGCACCUGUGGAUCCCACAUUGCGUACCAAACAGCCUAUCCCUGCUGCCUACAACAGAUAUGACCAGGAGAGAUUCAAAGGAAAAGAAGAAACGGAAGGUUUCAAAAUCGACACUAUGGGCACCUACCAUGGUAUGACACUGAAAUCUGUAACGGAGGGUGCAUCGGCUCGUAAGACUCAGACUCCUGCAGCACAGCCAGUACCAAGACCAGUUUCUCAAGCAAGACCUCCUCCAAAUCAGAAGAAAGGAUCUCGAACACCCAUCAUCAUAAUUCCUGCAGCUACCACCUCUUUAAUAACCAUGCUUAAUGCAAAAGACCUCCUACAGGACCUAAAAUUUGUCCCAUCAGAUGAAAAGAAGAAACAAGGCUGCCAACGAGAAAAUGAAACUUUAAUACAGAGAAGAAAAGAUCAGAUGCAACCAGGGGGCACGGCAAUUAGUGUCACAGUUCCUUAUAGAGUAGUAGACCAGCCUCUUAAACUUAUGCCUCAAGACUGGGAUCGGGUUGUAGCAGUUUUUGUGCAAGGUCCUGCAUGGCAGUUCAAAGGUUGGCCAUGGCUUUUGCCUGAUGGAUCACCAGUUGACAUAUUUGCUAAAAUUAAAGCCUUCCAUCUCAAAUAUGAUGAAGUUCGUCUAGAUCCAAACGUUCAGAAAUGGGAUGUAACAGUAUUAGAACUCAGCUAUCACAAACGUCAUUUGGAUAGACCAGUUUUCUUACGAUUCUGGGAAACAUUGGAUAGGUACAUGGUAAAGCAUAAAUCCCACUUGAGAUUCUGAAUUUACUUGGUUUCCCCUUUUUCUGGAGAUCUGGAUUAAGAAGCAUGGAUGUACUUUGAUCUAAAGACUGAAACUCAAGCUUUAUGAAUUUAUCAAGAACUUACAAAUGAAGAAGGUCACAGAUCGAUCUUUUAUAAGACCUUAUUUGAUGCUUUAUGCUUCAAAGGGAUGAUGCUUGUCAUCCAUAUAAGCAAACUUUUUGGCUUACAACUAUUUUUUUAAUAUUAGCCUUCUAGUCUGUAAUGGAAAUUGUAUAUUUUGAUAGAAGUUUUUUCUCAUUGGUUAAAUUAGCAUUACUUAAAAUUUGUUUCUUUAGAAAAUAAAUACAGGUUAUAAAUGUGUGUAUAUUUAGAGGUUAUAAGGCUCUCUAAGCCACCUUGCUUCAGAUUUUUCAUUGCUCUAUAAUUCCUUUUAUUGAAAAUACUAUGUUAUGAAUGGUAUUAAAUUUUAGUCUCUGGAACUUCCAAAACUAGCAAAGGGAUGUGACUAUUUUGAAUGAAUCAGAAUGUCAACCUGUAUGUAUACUAUACCUAUACUUAUUCUUUAUUUAAAAAAGAAUGAUGAAAAAUCAAGAACAAUUCUUCAGCUUUGGUUGACCUGUUCAGCCUUUUCAAGAAUUCUUUACUUACAAUGAAUACAUUUAAUGAAUGUACAUUCUUCUCACUGACUUUGGUGAUUUUAAAACUUAAGAAUGAUAUAUUUCUAUCUGUGCUAUCUUUCCACUUGAAAAAUCUCAAAACACAGAUUAAAAACCUGAUAGGCUAUAGUGCUUUUUAUUUUGGGAGCCAGAAUAUGUUUGGGGGAAGGAAAUGUAUUAGUCCUACUGCAAUGUAACUUUAACUUUCUUACCUUUUCUCAUAAGUUUACCUUUGAUUCUUACUUUAUAUGUAUGGCAUAGGAUUUUGAGUCUUCUAUUUCUAGGCAUGUUGCUCUUGGAGUUCUUAUCCCUAAAUAUUGAUAAACUCCCCCAGACACCAAAGAACACAUUUGCUUAAGUGUCUGAACAGAAACAAGAUAAAAACACUGGUAUUUUUAUGUGCGUAUUCAAUAUCAUAUAAAAUAUAAAACCUAUAUUUUAACUUAGUAAAAUAUUUUACUACUUCUCUACUUCAGAGUGUUGCAUCCAAGGUACAAAUGAAUGAGCAUUUUCCUUCAGUCUUGAUUUCACCUUUUAUUACUUAAAAACAACUUGGAACCUCUACUCCCCUAAAGAGAUAUUUGCCAUGAGAACGUUGCUGAUCAUU